AUGGAAACAGGAGAUAGUCGACAAAACGAAACAGAAUCCGUAUCUUCAGUAUUUAGGAUUAAUUUUCCUACAAGUAUAUUUAGGACAGGUAUAUUAAUGCCUCCAGUUCACCAGCCUUCAGUAACCCAGGACAAAACAGGAGGCUUAUUUAAUAACAAUGAUAUUAUGCAUGUGUUAAAAGAUGACACACGACCGAACGUAUACACACAUCGGUUGUCUUAUAACGUGUUACGUGAUUCGUAUUACGAAAAUGGAAAUUUGGGUAAGGAGUAUAUUAAAAAGUGGAAAAAGGGAGUCCUUUCAUGGAAUAACAUUUAUUACAAAUGGGAAUUCGAUUGGGAUAUGGUCUAUUUGGCGCGUGAUCCAUAUGAAAGAAGAAAAGAUAUACCCGGUGAGAUACGCUGGAAAUUUGAUUAUCGACCGGGAAAAUUUGUAAUCUCCAAACUCUCGCUCAAGUUACAACAUACAAUAUUUGAUGACAAUGCGUCAAUUGUGUGGACUAUUACAGCGUUACCAACGAGAGCUAAUGUAAAUACUACUCCACAAACGAUCGAGUUUGAACCGGCAUCAUCUUAUCCGCAUAAUGUAAACUCUCGCAAAGACGUAACUUUGCUUGUGGAAGGUCAAUAUGGUUUUGUAUUAUGUGCGUCAUUAAGCGGUGGUUUGGAGACGAAUAUCUCAUGGCAAAGAACUCAACUCUUCAGAAGAAGUACGGUGGUUGAAUUCGAUGAAUUUAAUCCUGUGGAUGAUGAUUCGGGAAUCAAUUUUGGACUAGAUGUGAAGGUCGAGUUGACCCCCGAUUUGAUAUGCGAAUCGCUCCCAGAAGCUGAAUACGGCAAAGAGAAAGCGAAUGAAUUAGUGUUGGAUGACAAGGAAACUAGUGAUUUUGUCAUACACUUGGAAAUUCCUGAAGAUUCUGUAAAAAACGAUGAUUCUUUAAACAAGGAAAUUCGAAAUUUUUAUGUUCAUUGCAGUGUACUUUCGGCCAGAUCAGAUUACUUCAAAGCGUUAUUGAAUUCGCAAAUGAUUGAAGCCAGAGAAAAAGUGGUUACGCUUUCAGGAAUCUUACCUAGCUCCUUUGAAACCAUAUUAAAGUUUAUAUACACCGGCACUUUAUCAGAUGUGAAUUCGUUAGGGGAGUGGGUUGAAUUACUGCAUGGUGCUUCAAGACUCUUGAUCCCUGCAUUAGUCCAAAGGUGUGAACAGGGUAUAAGAGGGUAUUUGAAUGAGGAAACCGUGGAAACCAUUGAGGCAUUCGCCGAGGAAUGUGGUGCCACUCAGUUGUUGAGGUGUUGUAAAAUGUUGAAUGUUGGGGAAGAGUGA
This is a messenger RNA of Acaulospora morrowiae, 1323 nucleotides long. NCBI's taxonomy places the organism in Eukaryota, Fungi, Glomeromycota, Glomeromycetes, Diversisporales, Acaulosporaceae. The record is from the annotation of a GenBank genome assembly.